UCGUAAUAACAAACCAUAUCAGAUUAUCAGCAAUUUAAAGAGAGAAAAGAAAAGCUUGUAUUUUGAGAGAUGGGUUCUUUAAUGGCGGGUUGGGAUUCUCCGGCGAGUGACCCAGAAGAAGUGAGUCACCGGAGGAACAAGUCAUUGACGAAGGAAGAGAUUGAAGCGUUUUGGAAGACGAAGAAACAGUUGCAUGAAGAACAUCUUAGAGCCAUUUUGAGUCCGUUUCAGAGCUGUGAGGAAAUUAAGAAGGUGGAAUUUGGUGGAAAUAAUCUUCAGCGGUCAAGCUCUGUGCCUCCAUUUAAUACGAGGAAGGGUUUCUUGGACAUGGAGUCUGAAGCUGGCUUAGACAACAAGCCCAAGAAAAAUGGCUGGUGGAGAAGAAGUAACUGGGCAUUUCUAAACGAACCGCCUGUGAUCGAAGGAUCUGGCAACAGCUACGUCUCGCAGUUCCACGUGGCCAAUGUUUCGGCUUCCAGACUUGGUCGUGGUGGAGUCGGUGCUUGAAAAACCCGGUCGGAUUUGUAUGUGUUCCCAUAAUGUAAAGAAAAAAAAAAAAAAG
Molecule: messenger RNA, 562 nt
Organism: Cucurbita pepo subsp. pepo (vegetable marrow)
Lineage: Eukaryota; Viridiplantae; Streptophyta; Magnoliopsida; Cucurbitales; Cucurbitaceae
Source: RefSeq, a predicted model, not a curated record